This is a messenger RNA of Prorocentrum cordatum, 156 nucleotides long. Lineage: Eukaryota; Dinophyceae; Prorocentrales; Prorocentraceae. The record is from the annotation of a GenBank genome assembly.
GACCGUGUGACCCAGGCCAACAUCGCCGCGGAGCUCAAGUGCAACGUGGAGCACCUCGGGAACACCGUGGUGGACCGCCUGGAGACGAUGGAGGCGGACCUCAAGGCCCACGUCGGCGAGCGCCUCGCCAGCGAGCGCAGCUCCCGCGCGCUCGAG